This is a messenger RNA of Entelurus aequoreus (snake pipefish), 3132 nucleotides long. RefSeq lists its product as uncharacterized. The coding region runs from base 10 to 2823 and encodes 937 amino acids. The transcript has a single exon. The record is from RefSeq and is a predicted model, not a curated record. NCBI's taxonomy places the organism in Eukaryota, Metazoa, Chordata, Actinopteri, Syngnathiformes, Syngnathidae.
UGUGGUACAAUGGAUAAUGCACUGAGAGAAAGACUGCUUCGAGAAACUGGGCUUACGUUAGAUAAGUGUGUCAGUAUGUGUAGAGCAGCUGAGACCACCAGAGCUCAAGCAAAAGAGCUACGGAGAGGUGAAACAACAGUGCAUGCCAUACAUAAAGAACAAUGGAAAAAUAAAAUGUGUACCAAACAAAAGGAUCAAAAAGACAAAUCCAUGGAAUUUAAAUGUGGUAAAUGUGGAGGCAGCCACAAGCCGAAAUAUUGUCCUGCAUAUGGAAAAACAUGUAACAACUGUGGAAGGAGCAAUCACUAUGCAAAGUGUUGCAAAGCAGCUUCAAGAAAGAAAGUUCACACAGUUGAAGAAGAUGAUGAUAAGGAGGAGUUUAUUGUCAAUGUGGUGCAAGCAUGCACAAUUGAAAAAGAAGAAUGGAUUGUUCCAAUUACAGUGAAUCAGACAACAAUACCAUUCAAGUUAGAUACAGGUGCUCACGUAAACCUGCUAUCUUUGGAAGAUUACAAAACACUGACUGUAAAGAGCAAAAUCCAUCCAGUAAAAACCAAAGUAAGUGGAUACACUGGAGAACGAGUUCCUGUUAAAGGCGGAUGUAUUGCAACUUUUAAACACAAGGGUCGACAAAUGAGAGCACAGCUACUGAUCGUGGAUAUGAGUGUACAACCAAUCCUGGGACUCAGUGCAUGCACCAAGCUCAAUCUUGUCAAAAGAGUGUUUGUGGUGACAUCUCAAGAAACUACAAAUGCUCAGGACACACUCAUGGAAGAGUAUAAGGACUGCUUUCAAGGACUUGGAUGUCUACCUGGACUACAUAAAAUAUGUGUAGAUAAAAAUGUGUUUCCUGUUGUGCACCCGUGCAGGAAAGUCCCAUUUGCUCUGCGUGAAAAACUGAAAGAUGAACUAGCGCGAAUGGAAAAGUUGGGAGUCAUUAAAAGAAUAGAUGAGCCAACUGAAUGGGUCAGCUCGCUGGUUGUUGUGCAAAAGAAAACAGGUGCCCUAAGAAUAUGCUUGGAUCCAAGAGACCUAAAUAAAGCAAUCAGAAGAGAGCAUUUCAAGUUACCAACCAGGGAAGAGAUCAUGGCACAAUUUGCUGGAGCAAAAUGGUUCAGCAAAUUAGAUGCUUCAUCAGGUUUCUGGCAGAUGAAGCUUGGCGAGGAGAGUUCAAGACUGUGCACAUUUAACACCCCGGAGGGCAGGUACAGGUUUCUUCGUCUACCAUACGGCAUCUUGUCAGCGCCUGAAGUAUAUCAUAAGACCAUUCAUAUGAUUUUUGAGCACAUACCCGGAGUUGAGACAAUGAUGGAUGAUAUCAUAGUGUGGGGCUCAACCCGAAAAGAACACGACGAAAGACUGAGACAAGUGCUAGACAAGACAAGGGAGGUGAACCUGAAACUUAACAAAGAAAAAUGUGAGUUUGGAGUGAAGUCACUUACCUUUGUGGGAGAUGUUGUGAGUGAAGAGGGCGUGAAGCCAGACCCGAGAAAAACUUCAGCAAUCAACAACAUGGAAAGGCCAACCAACAAAGAUGAGGUCAGACGUUUCCUGGGGAUGGUCACCUAUCUUGCCAAGUUUGUCCCACAACUGUCAACACAGUCAGCACCUCUCAGGAGUCUUCUUGAACAAAAGAAUGAAUGGAUAUGGUCCCACGAGCAAGAACAAUGUUUUCUGAAACUGAAAGAGACUCUUACACAGGAGCCCGUGUUAAAGUUUUAUGACCCCGAGAAGAGCACCAGGAUCUCGGCAGAUGCAUCGCAGUACGGCCUGGGAGCAGUGCUACUGCAGCAACAUGAAGAGCAGUGGCUACCUGUCGCCUAUGCUUCCAGAGCACUGACAAGUGCAGAGACCAGGUAUGCUCAAAUUGAAAAAGAACUGUUAGCAAGUUUGUAUGCAUGUGAGCGUUUCCAUCAAUAUGUAUAUGGACAGAUGUUUCAAGUGGAAACCGAUCAUAAACCGUUGGUGUCUAUCAUGAACAAACCGUUGAAUGAUUGUCCAGUACGAAUACAGCGCAUGCUAAUUCGACUGCAAAAAUAUGACGUGCACAUGAUAUAUACACAAGGAAAAUAUAUGUACACAGCCGACACAUUGUCUAGAGCAGUGGACAAGAGAGAACUUGCAGACAGUGAUAAUAGCACAGAGAUACAGGCAUAUGUAGAUAUGGUAGUGACAUCUUUGCCGGUGACUGCAGACAGAACAGAACAAAUACGGAAAGAGACUAUUGCUGAUGAAACUAUGAAAGAACUCAAGAGCACAGUACAGAAUGGAUGGCCUGACAACAAAAAGGAUUGCCCCUUGAAAAUACAAGACUACUGGAAUUGUAGAGCUGAGCUUACAGUGGUGGAUGACAUAGUGCUAAAAGGGAGCAAAUUUGUUAUUCCGUACUCACUGCGCAAACAGAUGCUCGAAAAGAUACACGAAGGCCACCUCGGUGAAGUCAAGUGUAAAAGGAGGGCUAGAGAAGUAAUGUUCUGGCCAAGGAUCAAUCAGGAUAUUAGCCAAACAACAGCGUCAUGUGGAGUUUGCCGAACUUACAGGCCAAAACAACAAGCGGAGCCACUGAUGACUCAUCCAGUGCCCCACAGACCUUACUACAAAGUAGGAACGGAUCUUCAACUACAGCUGACUGAAGGCAACAUUGCAGCUCAGGAGAAGGCUCAACAGGACUCAGCUGGACCUGCAGAACUUGCUGACACGGAGCCUGACCUUGCUGACCAAGGACUGACAGCAGCGUCCGCGUCACCUGCUGUUGAGAGACUGUCCAACUCUAGACCGAAGAGACAUGUUCAGCCACCAAAGAGGCUGAUUGAGACUUGUUAAGGAUUCUGAGGUCUUGAGAGUUUAAAAAAAAAAAAAAAAAAAAAAAGUGUUGACAUAACUGUUUAUGUGUCUUUGUUGAAAGAGAUGUCUAUAAAGAGAAAAUUAUAUGAUUGCAAAUGUGGUUACAAUGCUAAACAAAAAAAAAUAACACUUUGUUGAGUUAAACACUAUUUCUUUAUAGGGGGGAAGAUGUGAUGUUAUGUUCCAGGUAAUAUAAGAACUACACUACCCAGCAUGCAACGGGAGUUAUGAGCAUGCGCGGUAGCCAGAGAUGUGGUGGUGUAUGUGGCGAUGCCGGGAGCUAGAAUG